AUGAAGAGGCUGCAAGGGAAGGUUGCUGUUGUGACGGCCUCAACGCAGGGAAUAGGCUUCGGAAUCGCCGAGAGGUUCGGGCUCGAGGGCGCGGCCGUGGUCAUCUCUUCCCGCAAGCAGGUCUGCUUAUGUGUAGUUUUUGAGCCGGGAAUGGAGUUAUGGGAGGAAUUCAAAUGCGAAUUGGCUAUCAGUCGGUUUCUCAGGGCUUCUCCCGUGAUUUUGCAGAAGAAUGUGGACGAAGCAGUGGAGAGACUGAAGGCGAAGGGGAUUGAGGUGAUGGGAAUCGCCUGCCAUGUAGCCAACGCUCAACAACGGAAGGACCUAAUCGAGAAAACUGUUCAGGUUAGUCGCCGGACGUGAAUGAAUCAUUAUCCUUAGAUUCCUUUCGGGGGUCACGAAUAUCUGCAGCCGGUUGGUAUAUCUACCACGAUAUGCUGAUUAAUGAAGAAUCGAGCAUCGUGAUCUCUGUCAAUCUUUCUCGCUUCACAUCUCUCUCAUUUCUCUCUCCUUUCCUACUCUUCUCCUUUUGUUGCUUUGUUUUGUUCUCAUGCUUUCUUUUUUUCUUGAAUUUUCAUUUAAACUGUUUUUACAACUAUGGUGAUUCAUUUGUCUUAAUAUAUGAUAAUUUCCUAUAGUUCCUUCCAUUUGGUUUCUUUCCCCCUUACUCAUAGGUCUGUUACACGAACCUUAUUGAAACUAGCCCUCUAGCAAUCACCGACAUACUGAGUUGGUAUCAAAGCCAGCUGAUCAAUAAUUUCUGUGGUGUCAAAAAGGUAAACUUGCUCAGAUCCUUUAUUCAGUCCCCCUGCUCACCAAGAGGAUGGAGGUGAUGGAUAGCAAUAACAUACUUAAGCUUGAUCAUGUGGAAGACUGACUUAGAUUUUAUAGACCAGAGGAUCAAGGACAAAAUGAUUUGGAGCUGUUGAUUCUUGACAUCAAUGAAGGUUGCAUAUUUGAGGCAUUUGCAUAUGGACCUUCUUGUUUCAUAAGGGUUCAACAAUCCUCAUAAUAGAUAUUUUGGAAAUAAAAUAUUUUAAAACGAAAAACACUCCUCUUGAAUAAUAGAUGUCGACACUGGCUAUACACCUUAGAGAGAGACUCAUUGAUUGUUCUAGACGGUUCAUAAAGUGAACACACAUCUUAUAUGAACCGAUGCUUAAUGAGUUCAAGGCUAUUUAGCCCUCACAUGUGUAACUAUAUGAGCAGCUAGAUUAUUUCAAGAAAGAUUCUUAUCUUGGAGAAAAUUUAACAGAAGUGGGAACAAGAAGAGGCUCUUGAUGAUAUACUUGGUGAUAACUAAGUCCAUUUUAAACAAUAUCGGCUUGUCAUCUUGUGAUGAGUGUAAGUAAAGAAGAGAAGGAAUUGUGUUUUAUGCUUAAUUGGUUAUUACCCUAAUCAUAUUUAAAAAUAUGAAAUGAUAUUAAUUCCAUUAGUUGUGAUGAUUUGGAUAAAGUUGAAUAAGAAAUUCCAUGGAAGGGGGUUGAAGAUUUACAGUCUAUAGUUUCAGUACGAGUUACAUAUUUAGUUCAGAAACAUUGAUGUUGGAUGGGACUAUAAGAUUGUAAAUCGAGCAUUGUAAUCAUCAUGAUUGUUUAUGGAAUGUGCUAGCUAAUAAUUUAAGUGUUUCUAAGGGAAAGAGUUGUAUGUAUGUAAUGCUUGCCCAUGGGAUCCACAUUUAAGUGUAAAGCUAUGAACUCCAAAUUAAGGAUAAUAUCCAGGUCAAGAACUUGAGUGAAAAGUAACAUAUUAGCCUUUGAAGAAUGAGUCAUAGUGUCAACAAUAUGCCAACUAGAAAUAUGGUUGAAGAGUUCACUAACCCUUAAAAGAUAAUAGCAAAACCACCACAUCAAAACAUUGGUUUACACCACUAUGAAAAUGAGUCAUAGAAAAAAGUGGGCUGUGAUCCAUCUUGUAUGCAUGCCUACUGUAAAUACAUUUCCUGUGCUUCCAAGUUACACUAGACCUAUCCUUUUACUGAAAUAGGAAUAUGUUUACUUAGAGCUUACCUGGAGAUUAUCUUCCUUCUCAGCCCUGUUUUGGCUGCUCGUCGAGUUCACAUAUAUACGACUGAAAGGAUCCCUAAUUUCUUCUUUUCAUAGAAUAUUCAAAUUCUUUGCAUUAUCAUUAGAACAGUGGAGGCUUCUCUGUUGUGAAUGAGAGCAAACAUGUACUAAUGUUGAAGAAGAUUUUAGGGUGUUGGGGGAAAUAUUAAGAAAGAAUUGGAAGAAACUUCAAUUAUUGGGAUUAGGAAAGGCAUAUUACGUGGAAAGUGGGGAUUGUCAACAAAAAGGGUGGAUGACUUCAGGCCCCUUGAUAAAUCUGAUUAUGGAAAAAAUAUGAAGAAAGGCUUCAAAGAAAAUGCUAUCAAAAAAAAUGUUUCUCUUAGCACUUGUAGUGGCAGAUUUGGCUGUACGAAGAUUCUAUAUAUCUCAUGUACUAUAUGUUCUGAACAACAGUGCUUCUACUUUCACCAAAGAGGCAAAAUAAAACAAUCAAUUAUAAUUAGAGUAGAGCUUUCAUGAAUUAAUUUUCCUAUGAGGCUUUUAAUUUAUGUUGAAUCGACAUCUUACUUUCAUCAAAAAUAAUUAUUUGUCAUCAUUGUUUGGUCGCAUAUUUGUAAACAUUCUUAACAUCCUGGUGCAAUAUAAAUAAAUAUUGUUCUAAUGUUGUUUAUUGAUUUGAAAUAUGACAUCUGUCUAACAAUUAUAAACUUACUUGCUGCUUGAUUCUAUCUCAGAAAUAUAAGCAUAUAGAUAUUGUUGUCUCAAAUGCUGCUGUUAAUCCAACCGUUGAUCGCUUAUUGGCUACCGAAGAAUCUGUUCUUGACAAACUAUGGGAGAUCAAUGUUAAGGCUUCGAUCUUGCUCUUAAAGGUAACUAAUUGGAUUUCAAUGCUGGAAUAGAAUACGGCAUUCUUACUUGGCUCAUAGUUCACUUGUUUGGCAGGAUGUGGCACCCUAUCUCCGCAAGGGAUCAUCUGUGAUCUUGAUCUCUUCAAUUGCAGGUUACCAACUAGGUCAAGCAUUGUCCAUGUAUGCAAUCACAAAGACGGCAGUUUUGGGGCUUACCAAGGUAAUCUUAUUGUGCUGGAAGGGAAGGUUCAUUCAUGAAUUAAGUUUUGUGUUCACCUAUUCUACUAGGUUUUAGAAUAUCGUAAGUACGCUAUUGAUGUUAAAAUGAAAUUCCUAACAAUGAUUACGAUGUUUUGGAGAAAGAAAAGGAUAAAGAGAAGUCAUUCAAACCCCAGAUAUCCAAAACAAGUACAUUAUAACAUCUUGAGUACUACAAGCUAGGAUAUAGGGGGAAGACUUUGUAAGCUCCUAGGCAACGCCAGAAUACUAAAACAAAGUCAUUUGAUCAUUUUUUAGUAGCUGCACAUGAUGUUUAGAAUUAAGAAAUUAGGAUAAACAUGAAUAGAUCUUAUGAUAAUAAAGAUCCAUACAUAGGCUUCUAAACCUAGGAUGAUUAUAGAAAGAGCUAACUUUAGCAUAUUUCCAGCAUCAACUUAUGAUUGAUGACGUGGAUGAUCAAACCAUAAGAACUGUUUUUGGCACAAAAUUCAAACUCCUUUCAAAGGAACAUGGUUUUGUAUACGAAGUGCACGUUUUUGUUUAAUCUUGCAUCCAUGAUAUAAACCAUCAAAAUUGAGAUGAUUCAUAGUUUUGUGUAGCUACCACUAAAUAUUUGUUUGUCACAGUUCUUUGCUGCCUUAACGGGGGUGGCUCAUAACUUGAAAGUUGGCCUUGCACCAAAAUUUUCGGUUGGAUUGUACAUGUGAUGUUGAAUAGAGCUAGAUGCAUAAAAAAAUCGUUAACUAACGAGAUUUUAACUAAAUGCGGUGGUACUAUCGCAAACGACUUUCAAAAAUCUAAUUGUUACUUGAAAUAAAGGAAUUUCAGGGCACAACUGAAUCAGCUUUUCGAAACCUUAAAUAUGCUCCUUGCACGCUCUGUUCUCUAGAUAUGAAACUGAUGCACCAACAAACUCUUCCGUCACCUUUUUGAGAGAAAUCGAACUUCCUUCUCUCAUCUGGGCCACAUUAGUUUGCAGUGCAUACUUAUUUCACAUCCCAUUUAUAAAUCAGGUUGUUUUUCCCUUCAACAGAAUUGAUGAAUUAAAAGGUUAUUAUGUUUCUUUUGUAGGCACUUGCAGCUGAAAUGAGUCCAGAUACACGUGUCAACUGCAUUGCUCCAGGAUUUGUUCCUACCCAUUUUGCUGACUAUUUAUUAAGAUCCGAUGCCAUAGUAAGUCAAAGCUUCUCAUCCAAUUUAGAUAUGAUGUUUGAAAUUCCAUAUUGGAUUUCUCACUUUGCUAUAGAGCUCAGCUUCUCGCAUUUCCUACACAGUUGUGUUAUAUACAUCCUGUGCACUUUUCUUUUAUUCUCCAGGACUGCAAUGGUGAUGAAGACUUACCAUGACAGAUAUUAGUUUGACCCAUUAAUAUUUUCUAGAAGAAGUUGUAUCUUCCAUCCUUUCCUAUUGUUUUUCUAUUUGAUAUUUGAUGGGCUGUCAUUAUGCAGAGAACUACCAUUGAAAAUCAGACGUUACUGAAUAGGCUUGGUACAACUGGUGAUAUGGGAGCAGCUGCAGCAUUUUUGGCCUCUGAUGAUGCAUCUUACAUCACAGGAGAGACCCUAGUUGUGGCUGGAGGGAUGCCUUCAAGGCUUUAA
This is a messenger RNA of Spirodela intermedia, 4668 nucleotides long. The record is from the annotation of a GenBank genome assembly. Lineage: Eukaryota; Viridiplantae; Streptophyta; Magnoliopsida; Alismatales; Araceae.